Suillus bovinus is the source of this 585-nucleotide messenger RNA. RefSeq lists its product as uncharacterized. The transcript has a single exon. Lineage: Eukaryota; Fungi; Basidiomycota; Agaricomycetes; Boletales; Suillaceae. The record is from RefSeq and is a predicted model, not a curated record. The coding region runs from base 14 to 352 and encodes 112 amino acids.
UUUAGUUCAGACCAUGCAAAUAUGCUACACUACUUAUGACUUAAGGCACGAAUAUGACAGCAUUAACCCCCAAACUCAUGGCGAUGUUGUAGUACUCUCAGGCGAGUCGACACCCAGCCACCCAUACUGGUAUGCGAGGGUGUUGGGUAUUUAUCACAUGGAGGUAUGGCUCACUGGCAAUGGUGGGAGCAAGCCUUCGAAGCAGCGCCUUGAAGUUUUGUGGGUCCGAUGGCUGGCAGUGCUUCAGGGCCAUCGAUCUGGCACUAAGCAUGCCCGUCUUCCAAAGAUUGCUUUUGUGGAGGAGUCCGAUCCGGAUGCGUUUGGAUUCCUUGACCCAGGGCAAGUAAUAUGAGGAGCUCACCUGCUUCCCGCAUUUGCCUCUGGACGUGGCGUAAGCUCGCUUCGGCAAGGAGAAUCAUUGGCGCACCCUGGGGGACAGCUAGACGACUGGGAGGAGUACUAUGUUGGAAUGUAAGUGUAAAUAUUCAAGAGUUCAUAAAAAAACACCUAACUUCAAGCCAGAUUCAUCGAUUGAGACAUGUUCAUGCGAUAUACGCACCUGGGUGUCGGCCAUCCCAUCGCUUU